AAUUUGCAUUGUAAUUUGUAUUUAGCAUAAGGUUUGGUUGAGUUGUGUUGUGUAACUUGUGUUAUGCGAAAUCCGAAGAUGGAGGAGGAAGAGCACGAGGUGUACGGAGCAGAGAUCCCAGACGUCGGAGAGAUGGAAGGAGACGUGGACAUGUCCGCCGCCGACGAUGACGCCGCCGUGAAAGAGCUCGACGAGAUGAAGCGGCGCUUGAAGGAAAUGGAAGAGGAAGCCGCCGCACUUCGUGAGAUGCAAGCCAAGGUCGAGAAGGAGAUUGGCUCUGUUCAAGAUCCUGCCGGUGCAGCUGCUUCUCAGGCAAACAAGGAGGAGACAGAUUCUCGGUCUGUUUUCGUUGGCAAUGUUGAUUAUGCAUGCACACCAGAAGAAGUGCAGCAACACUUUCAAUCAUGUGGUACAGUGAACAGGGUCACUAUCCUGACAGACAAGUUUGGCCAGCCUAAAGGUUUUGCUUAUGUGGAAUUUAUUGAAACUGAAGCUGUUCAAGAGGCUAUCUUGUUGAACGAAUCUGAAUUGCACGGCCGUCAAUUGAAGGUUAUGCCUAAGAGGACCAAUGUUCCUGGAAUGAAGCAAUAUCGACCUAGGCGCUUUAAUCCUUAUAUGGCAUAUGGCUUCAGGAGGCCAUAUACUCCUCCUCACUUUUACUCCCCCUAUGGAUAUGGGAAGGUACCUAGGUUUAGAAGGGCAUCUCGUUACAUGCCCUACUAUUAGAACUUCAUAUGGAAUGGUGUUAAAGAUUUGAUGAUUGGUGCAUCCUGGAGCAAUUAUUUUGGAUCCGGGGAGCAUUUAGUGACACUAAUCUUCUUCCGCAUUUUGUACUCUGAUUGAGAAUAUUUUCUGUCCAUUUGUCUUAGGCUGUUAUUGGUCAUGUAUUUUUAUUGCUUAGUUCUUGGAAGAUGGUUUACAAUUGCCAUUGAAUAUUAUGUUAGUGAUUGUCUCCUGCUGCAAGUUCAGUCUUUAUAGUUUAUACUGACCAAAGUUGUACGAUGCAGUAAAUUCAUCAGGCCUCUUUCUCUGUCCAGUGGCACCAAUACUUGAUCAAAUCUCUCUUGUUGAAAUUUAUAUCAUCGUAUCCGACUUGUAAUAUGAAUGAUGAUUUAAUGGAGUAUUUUGGGUU
Gastrolobium bilobum is the source of this 1132-nucleotide messenger RNA. RefSeq names its product polyadenylate-binding protein 2-like. The record is from RefSeq and is a predicted model, not a curated record. The coding region runs from base 64 to 726 and encodes 220 amino acids. Gene Ontology annotation, molecular function: RNA binding. The transcript has 5 exons. Lineage: Eukaryota; Viridiplantae; Streptophyta; Magnoliopsida; Fabales; Fabaceae.